Messenger RNA from Macrobrachium nipponense, 592 nucleotides. Its product is annotated as small ribosomal subunit protein uS9. The transcript has 5 exons. Gene Ontology annotation, cellular component: ribosome; cytosolic small ribosomal subunit. The record is from RefSeq and is a predicted model, not a curated record. Gene Ontology annotation, biological process: maturation of SSU-rRNA from tricistronic rRNA transcript (SSU-rRNA, 5.8S rRNA, LSU-rRNA); translation. Bases 102 to 548 code for a protein of 148 amino acids. Lineage: Eukaryota; Metazoa; Arthropoda; Malacostraca; Decapoda; Palaemonidae. Gene Ontology annotation, molecular function: structural constituent of ribosome; RNA binding.
AAAAUGUUAACAAUCUCCGAGAGGUCGGGCCUCGUGGGCGCUCGUCGACAUGCUGAUUUCCUUCACACUGAGACCAUUGCGGAGUAGAGGUAACGCCGAAGAUGUCUACAGCGACUAAAGAAGUCGUACCGUCGGUACAAGUGUUCGGCAGAAAGAAAACUGCCACAGCUGUAGCUCAUUGUAAGCGAGGAAAUGGGUUACUCAAGGUAAAUGGCCGUCCUCUUGAGCACAUUGAACCCAGAACUCUUCAGUACAAGCUCAUGGAGCCUGUCCUCCUCCUUGGUAAGGAAAGAUUUUCCAAUGUGUCCAUAAGAGUCCGUGUUAAGGGAGGUGGACAUACUUCCCAGAUUUAUGCCAUUCGUCAAGCUAUUUCAAAAUCUCUUGUAGCUUACUACCAGAAGUAUGUAGAUGAAGCUUCCAAGAAGGAGAUCAAGAAAAUCCUCAUUGAUUAUGAUAGAUCCUUGCUAGUUGCUGAUCCAAGAAGAUGUGAACCCAAGAAGUUUGGUGGUCCGGGUGCCCGCGCUCGUUACCAAAAAUCAUACCGUUAAAGCCUUUGUAUGGAUUGCUUUUUCAAUUAUAUCUGAAAAGGCUU